This is a messenger RNA of Rhodotorula toruloides NP11, 2109 nucleotides long. RefSeq lists its product as uncharacterized. The transcript is spliced from 3 exons. The record is from RefSeq and is a predicted model, not a curated record. Bases 1 to 2109 code for a protein of 702 amino acids. NCBI's taxonomy places the organism in Eukaryota, Fungi, Basidiomycota, Microbotryomycetes, Sporidiobolales, Sporidiobolaceae.
AUGGCGUCCAGCUGUGCGGUGGUGACGGGGCCGCCGACAGUGACCUCGCUGGUGUCGACAACGACUGUCCUGGCCACCCAAGUCUCGACGGCUCCCGACUCGACACUGACAACCUCGACAGCCGUGGUGACCUCGAAUUGCCUGCUGCCGACGGUUCUGGGACAGCUGGCGUUGUGCCAGACCACGACGAGCUUUGCGCCACUCGAGACGGUCGUGCCCGGCUCGGUCCUGCAAGUAACGAGCACAGGACAGUCGCUCGUCACCGUCGUCCAGACGCUGCCGGGAGCGACGAGCACAGUAUGCGAGGCCGUUCAGACGACUCCUCCGCCCAGCUCGAGCAGUCCGUCCUCGACAACAACGACGACGACGCCACGACGGACUACGACUACCCCGCCACCAGUCCUCGUGCCGUCCCCGUCAGCUACAACAUCGUCAGUACCUUCUUCCUCAUCCGCCGUCGCGCCGUCGACCCCGACCUCCGACUCAACUUCCUCUCCCGAUCCUUCCAGCAGCAGCCCAUCUCCCAUCGACGUGAUCUCUCCCUCAUCUUCUGAUACCCCUACACCGACUACACCUCCUUCGACCGCGACCGAAAUCGUCGACGGACCCCGCCGCUCAACUUCCUACAUCACCUCCUAUGUCACCGUCGUCGACUCGUCCGGCCAGACACUCACAUCCGCAUCGACCAUCCCCACGCUCCUCAACAUCCCCGGCUCAAACACCUCGCGUGCAAGUCCAGGCGCGAUCGCAGGCGGAACAGUCGGCGGGAUCGCUGCCCUCGCACUCGCGGCGUUCUUCCUCUGGAUGAUGCGGAAACGGGGUUACUUUCGUCGAGGGGAUGAGCAGAUUGAGGAGGACGCGUGGGACCCGGCGGGACAUGGGGACUAUUUUGCGGGAGGCGGACGAGGCGGGUCGAGGAGGUCUGCGGCGGGAAUGGCGGGGGUUGGCGCGGGCGGAGGACGGAGUUCGCCUGGAAACAGCAGCGACGAGAAGCACGACCCGCUCUCGGAGAAGGACCGCGAGAUCGAUGCGGCGACGCUCGAGCGGCACAAGAGCUGGUACCAUCGCAGUAUCGCCAGUCACGGCGACGACCUCGACCUCGAGGAGGCGUACGGCGGCGAGAUGACUCAGCCUGCGGCAUUCGGGUACUUGCCGACGACGAACGAGAGCGUCGGGCGACGAGCGUCGACUUAUGUCGCUCCUUCCGCCGCUCCGCCUCGGAGGUCCAUGUCGACCGCCAUGUCGGUCGCGUCGCGCUCGUCGCACUCGCACGAGUCUUACCCUAGCCGACACCCUUCCCUCGACGCGGACCGCCGGAUGUCGCACCCCACCCGGCGUCCUUCGCUCGAUGGAGACCGACGCGUGUCGCUGGCGCUUCCGAUGCAGUACCCGUCUUUCCAGUCUUUCGUUCCCCCUCCUGAGGGCUAUAUCGACGAGCCCGCCUCCUACGCCUCUCGCUCGCCUCCCCUCCCUCAAGCGCCAGUGCCAGCCAUCGCGCGCCCAAAAUCCGCCUCUCCCCCAAUCGUUCAGCACUCGCCGUAUCCGACCGUUUCGCGCCAGAGCUCGCUGCCCGGCUUGCAAGGCCACCUCCCCAUUCACAUGCGGUCUGCCUCGCUUGGCGGUCGUCCGACACUCAGCGCCAUCCAAGCAGGUCGACCUUCGACGCACUCUCGCACCGUCACGAGCGACUCGAUGUCGACCGUCUCCACGCCGCAGAGCCACUACAUGCCCGCGCUCACCUCCUCCGCAAGCGAGUCGACCCUCGUCUCGACCAUCCCUUCCACUCCUUCGACCUCCCUCGCGCACGACAAGUCCUCCUUCCUCGCUACUCCGCCUCUCCCCGUCUUGCCCAACAUCGAGCGCCUCAAAGUCGAGCACCCGAAGCGUCCCUCGAUGGACCGCAACGUCUCGUCCGACUCGAUUUUCCACCCGUCUCAAUGGCUCGGCGCGAGGGUCGUCAACGCGGAUGACAGUCGCAGUACGACGACUACCGCCGAUACCGAUACCGAGACAAUCGCGAGCAACGUCCUGGCGGGCGAGAGCUCGGAUAGUCUCGCCGCGGCGGAGAUGAUUUCGCGGGCGCAGGUGCGGAUCGAUGGCGCUCGAUAA